Molecule: messenger RNA, 1212 nt
Organism: Closterium sp. Naga37s-1
Lineage: Eukaryota; Viridiplantae; Streptophyta; Zygnematophyceae; Desmidiales; Closteriaceae
Source: the annotation of a GenBank genome assembly
AUGACAGUCACCUCCAAUAAAUUCUUCUUCAGAGGGGAUUCGUCGCUGUUUUGCAGACAUCGCACCUCCCUUGUGCCAAUCCGCCACAAGCCACCUUCCCCUCUCCUACUCCCUUCGUUCUCCCCUCUUCUCCCAUUCCCACUGCAGCUCCCGCGCAUCCUGUCCCACUCGAUCUCCAGCCUCUCCUCCCUCCACCAUGAACCCCAUUCUCCCACCGCUUCAUCCUCCUCUCCUCAGCUCGCAUCCGCUGUUGCGCCAUCCACGCUGCCAUCCACGCUCACCAUAUCGUCUCCAUGCUCCUCCCCCGUGCCACCCAGCCACUCUCCCUCGUCCCAUCCGCCUCCAGCGUUCCCUCCACACCCUCCAUCUCAUUUCAGCAGCGUCUCGCGUAUACUCGCUAGCCGAACUUUUUCCCAUCGCCUACGCACCACGGUAUAUAGCCAAACGACCCUCCAUCGGUCCUUUUCCAAUCUCCCGGAUAGCACCGUGUAUGGCGGGCCGAAGCCCGAGGCGGGGCGGCAGCGGGUGAGGCUGCAGCAGGUGGGGAGCAAGUACCGGCGGGGCGAACCCAUCGUCAUGGUCACGGCCUAUGACUACCCCUCGGCUGUGCAUGUGGACAUGGCGGACAUAGACAUCUGCCUCGUGGGCGAUUCAGCAGCCAUGGUGGUGCAUGGGUAUGACACCACGCUGCCAAUCACACUUGAAGACAUGCUGCUGCACUGCAGGGCGGUGGCACGGGGGGCCUCUCGGCCAUUGCUUGUUGGCGACCUUCCCUUCGGCACAUACGAGCAAAGCCCACAGCAGGCAGUGGAGAGUGCAGUGCGGCUGUUAAAGGAGGGUAACAUGGACGCGGUCAAGAUAGAGGGGGGCAUACCAGCGCGGGUGGCGGCAGCGCUUGCGGUAUCUGAGGCGGGUAUAGCUGUGAUGGGCCACGUGGGGCUCACUCCGCAGGCCAUCAGCUCACUGGGAGGCUUCCGUCCCCAGGGCAGAUCCGCUGCCAGUGCCCUCAAGGUGGUACAGCACGCACAAGCAUUACAAGAGGCAGGCUGCUUCGCAGUGGUUCUUGAGUGCAUGCCAGCAGUGGUGGCAGCAGCAGUCACAGCCGCUGUUGACAUUCCCACCAUCGGCAUCGGUGCAGGGCCACUCUGCAGUGGGCAGGUGCUUGUAUACCAUGACCUUCUGGGGAUGAUUCAACAUCCACACCAUGCCAAG